AUGCCGUUCCACCACGUGACGGCAGGACUGCUCUACAAGAGCCACUACCUGAGUAGUUCCCUGUCUGAUGGCAGUGACAGUGACCAGCUGGCCAAUAUUUCUGCUGAGGAACUGGGUGAAAUCCGGGAAGCAUUUCGGGUGUUGGAUCGUGAUGGCAAUGGAUUCAUCUCCAAGCAGGAGCUGGGCAUGGCCAUGCGGUCCCUGGGAUAUAUGCCUAGCGAAGUAGAACUGGCCAUCAUCAUGCAAAGACUGGACAUGGAUGGGGAUGGUCAGGUGGACUUUGACGAGUUUGUCACAAUCCUGGGGCCCAAGCUGCUGUCCUCGGGUUCACGUGACGGCUUCCUGGGCAACACUAUAGACAGCAUCUUCUGGCAGUUCGACAUGCAGAGACUCACGCUGGAGGAGCUCAAGCAUGUCCUCUUCCAUGCCUUCCGAGAUCACCUAACAAUGAAGGACAUCGAGAACAUCAUCAUCACGGAGGAGGAGAGCCUGAACGAAAAUACAGGGGGCUGCCAGGCUGAUUUCGAAGGAGUUCACCCCAAGAAGAAGAAUCGGCAGACUUGUGUGCGCAAGAGCCUCAUCUGUGCCUUCGCCAUGGCUUUCAUCAUUAGCGUCAUGCUCAUUGCGGCCAAUCAGAUGCUACGUAAUGGGAUGGAGUAGCAGCGAUGCGGUGAGUAAGGAAAGAGGCAGACCUGGUGUGACAGGAAGGUCACUCCUGUCUCUCGAGGAACUCUACAAAUAGACCAAAAAAACUUAACAUUUCCUCUAUGAAAGAGGAAAACUAAGAAGAUCCGGGGUGGACAGGUGGGGCUUCUGGGGUGCAGGCUGAUGUUCCAUCCUGGGGACACCUCCACAUCUGCCUGGUGGGUGGGAGAAUCGCAAGGGCUGACUUUUGCUCUUACCGGAGCUAAUUUCACAACGCAAUAACAUUCAGGAUUUCGGUUUUCCUGGUCUUGUGAGGAGGUGCCAGAGAUCCAUUUGCCAGACACAAAUCGUAGCAUGGAUGAUGAGCAUGUGCUGCUGUGUUUCAAGUUGUCUUUUUCCACAAGCCAUUACAAAAAAAAAACAUUUGUUCUUCUCUGUCCCAAACAGUACUUUGCAACAUUUCAUUUAUGGGGCCUAGUGAGGGAGGCUUGUCUCACCCAUAUGUCAUUUCCUUGAUUCUGUGUCUGUGAUUUGUUUAGACGCCCAGUGGACUGGCUUUUCCGAGUAUGAUCGCGACUUCUCAGAUACCGCAGUCUAAACUCCCAGCCCCGUUUUGAUUCCUUAAUCAAACAGAGGGAGGACGCACACAGAGAGUCUUGGGAAAAAAAAAGAACACGGAUCUUUGCGUGAUUGAGCCUUUAUGAUCCAGUUAGAGUGGAUAUAUGUGUGUGUGUGUGUGUGUGUCUGUUAGUGAGACAAACUUGGGACACGAAGUCGAAGGUCUCCUCUGGCAUUUGUCAUUCAAAAAGCAGCGCGGGUGAAUAUAUUCUGUUCCCCUUUCGAACCAUCAGGACAGUGAGCAGGAAGUCAGAGGCAGACAAAUUCUCUCAAACAGUUUUUUUUCUUUUGGUUUGUUUUGUUUUUUUAAAAAAUAAAUGGGUUAAUAAGUAUUCAUGUAUCUCUAGAACCAUAAGGGAAGCCCUGUGCUCCGCAUCCCGUCAAGACACGCUCUUCAAAAGAGUGGAUCCAUGUCCGGCUCUUCGGUAUAAACCGUCUCGUGGAGACGCUCGGUUCUGAGCGUUACGAAUUACUUUAUUUUGAGGGUCUUUGGAUCACACGCACUGCACUAUAUGCUUAUCUCAUUUUAUAGUAUAAUUUCACUUUAGGUAUGCAUGCGUAAAUGUGUGUGUACGUAUACGCUGACAAGACGUCUGCAUAUUAAUAAGGCAGAUAUCUUGUGGAAUGGGAGAACACACGGUAAGGUAAAGCAC
This is a messenger RNA of Scleropages formosus (Asian bonytongue), 1916 nucleotides long. It is a transcript of the gene caln2, whose product is annotated as calneuron 2. Gene Ontology annotation, cellular component: trans-Golgi network membrane. Bases 1 to 660 code for a protein of 219 amino acids. NCBI's taxonomy places the organism in Eukaryota, Metazoa, Chordata, Actinopteri, Osteoglossiformes, Osteoglossidae. The record is from RefSeq and is a predicted model, not a curated record. The transcript has 5 exons. Gene Ontology annotation, molecular function: calcium ion binding.